AUGGGCGUAACUUUAACGUUUAUAAAGAUAAACAGACGGUCAUUCUUGCAACUUUAAAGUAAAGAUGGCUAAUUUUGAUGGAUAUGAUGGUCAUGUCCCAAUGUCCCAAUCUUCAUCUGGACCAAUACAAGCACAACAACAGCGUUCCAUGGAAGCCACAAAAGAGAGGAUUUAUAAAAUUCAUGGUAACGUUAUAAAUAUUCUAGAAGAACUAGAAGACCGACAGCAAAAGAAAUCGAAGAAAGAAUUAUUACCAAAAUCUGGCACUGACUAUUAUGACCACAGUGAAAAAUGUGACGACACUGCAAAUGAAGUGGCCCAAGGCCAGCUUAUUGCAUGUGAAGCUGUUUUGAAAGGUUGUGAUCCCCAGAUUAAGGACUCCCUGCGCAAAGAACUGGAAGAAAAGACUCGAAAAUGGCUUGCAGUACGUCAGAGCAAAAAUCUUCCUAAAGACAUUGUAGAUACAUAUGCUGAAAUGGCAUUAGAAAUAAUAACAAGGGGAAAGACCAAACAUGCAACGGAAUUCACCGAAUUUAAAUCAAAGGAACACCCAAUGACUCCAGAUGAUGUUAAUUUGCUCAUGACUGGACAGUAUAAAGCAAGUGAAGUUGACAAAGAAUACGCUAAGGACCCACAGCGUAAAGCGAAAUCUCCUAGUAUAAGAGCAGUGGGAAAAGAGGAAGCCCAUUUCCUUAGCCUAUCGGGUUAUGGAGACAAAUGCCUUGUCUUGCUCAGCGAUGGAACUAUAUUGUCAUUCAAAGGAUCGAAUUGGAAAAUGGAAUCUAAGGUUACAAAUGCAAACUUCACAAGGAUACAGGGAUUACCUAGAUGUUUGAAACAUAAAGUUCUUGCAAUAAACGAAAGUGGUGAAACGUUUAUAGCUGAUUCUAAUUGUCAGAUUUGGGUACCUUGUCGUGUUGGAGAUACACAGGUCCUCAACAUUGUUGUUGGAACUGAGUCAGUACUUGCUGUUGAUAUAAAAAACAAUGUGUGGAAAUUGGAGUCAGGAAAUGGUCUUAUGUGGACAAAAUUCUUCCACUUCCCAAUAUUUAAGGGAAUGAUAGACAUUGUCCUUGGAAAAACGAAACGAUGGGCUGUGAAUUCUGGUGGACAAAUAUUGGUAUAUGAUCAAUCAAAUAAAUGGCAGGUAGAUGAUACACAGCCUGAGAGAGUGAAGUUCGCAAAAGUUUACGCUAAUUUGUGGAAUGACCAGGUUUUUGCAAUUGAUGUCAAUGGCAAUGUUUACUCAAAGUUAUCGCAGAAGGAUUUGGAAUGGAGUCAAGACAAAAAAAGGACCAAGACUUCAGACCCUCGCACUGACGGACACAACAAUUAUAGGUAUCGAUAAAGGGAAUGAUAUGUGGUAUAAAAAGACUUCAACAUCUAAAGUUAAUGAUAAUACUUGGGAACGACUGAACUCGGUGUCAGAUAUUCUUAGUUCAUGUCGUUUAGGGAAAACUGACAAUGAAGAAUUGAUACAGUAGUGUAUAACAAUUAGUCAGAACACAUCUAAAAAUGAGAACUAUGUCCACUCAAAGACUUUUUAGUUGUUUAGUUGUUUUUGAAAUAUAUUGCUGCUCACCCUAUAAUAAAACUUCAAUGAACUGUU
Messenger RNA from Mytilus californianus (California mussel), 1609 nucleotides. RefSeq lists its product as uncharacterized. The transcript is spliced from 11 exons. Lineage: Eukaryota; Metazoa; Mollusca; Bivalvia; Mytilida; Mytilidae. The record is from RefSeq and is a predicted model, not a curated record. The coding region runs from base 65 to 1348 and encodes 427 amino acids.